AGCAAACCGAAAACUAAAAAGUGUGUUUUGUCACUCUUCUCUUUCCGCACCGCACCGGAUUUAUCGAUCCUCCCUUCCCUUUGCGUGCCCCUAAAAUUAGGGUUUGUUUGGUAUACCUCCCACCUGAAUUCGUCUCAUCUUCUCUUCUCUUCUCAAGAUUCGAUUCCCUAAUUCUCCUCAUCGCGUCAGUCUUCCGAUCGAUCGAACCUUUCUAGAGUUGUUGGGGUCGAGGUGAGGAUUAGGGUUAGCGAUUCUGUCGAAUCGAUGUCCGAAGGAUCUUGAUCUGAGUCGAAGAAAGCGAAGCCUCGUUCUUCUCGAUGGCGAUCCUUGGGGACGCCCUUCGCCAGGCGUUCAUGCCGAAGCGCGAGUACGAGAGGCUCCGGGAGGAGGAGCGGGCGUGGGGCCGCCUGCAGAGGCCCCUCGUCACGUCCGCCGCGGCUGCCGUCGGCUUCGCCGUCCUCGUCGCGGUUGUCGUGAACCUCAGCAUCGUGUUCCCCAGGGAGGCGAGCCAGCGCCCGUUCUGCCGCGAUUGGAAGGUCCUCCAGGCUUUGCAGCUGAACGUGAGCCAGGAGUCGGAGCUGCAUCGGUACCGCGGGGCGUUCUAUCUGACGGACCAGGAAGCGGUGGACUACUACUGGAUGGUGGUGUUCGUGCCUUCCGCAGUCGUCUUCGUGGUCUCCGUUGCUUACCUCGUUGCAGGAAUGGCCGUGGCUUAUGCUGCUCCGAGAAGACAUCCAUGCCUCAAGGUUGUUGAGAAUAACUUCUGUGCUUCUAAAAGGGGUGGAGUUCGGUGUCUGUCCAUUCUUAAUGUUGUGUUUGCUCUAAUAUUUGGUUUUAUGGCGCUGUUUCUCGGAUCAAGCCUACUGACGAUGGGUAAUAGCUGCUUUAUUCCACUCUUUUGGUCUUAUGAGAUUGCUUCAUGGGGUUUGGUCAUCUUGUAUGGUGGCACUGCCUUCUUCUUAAGAAGAAAAGCAGCUGUCAUCCUUGAUGAGGGUGACUAUGCCGGCCACAACCUUGGGCUGGAGAUGUUGGAACCGGCAACAGAAGUGUCUCCUGAGAUAGAGAGGCGACUUAAUGAAGGCUUCAAGGCUUGGAUGGGUUCGUCCCUCCUUUCCUCCGACGAAGAAGAUGGCCCUGAUGACUAUAUAGAGGAGGGUCAUCCAGCUUUAGCAGAUGCUGAUCAACAAAGAAGGUAGACUCGCUUUGGCGCUUAAUGGUGGAAUUUGGAAUUACAUUGUUUGCGAUGUAAAUAAAUGAUCAGGUUUGGAAGUUAAAUUUUGUAUGCAUGAAUGAAGCUUGUGAGUCUUUCUGUAAUUUUCUUUCCUUAAAUUCUGUUUUCAGUACACAACAAAUAGACAUCAUGUUUAAGCAAAGACUCGCAUACUUUUUCUCUCACUUUCUCUCUAAUUUCCUUUGCAAAUUCAGAUAUUGUAGAUGGAUCAUUCAUUCAUUCUCAGUUCAAGGUAUCCGAAUGGUUGUAGUAGAACA
This is a messenger RNA of Musa acuminata subsp. malaccensis (wild Malaysian banana), 1488 nucleotides long. RefSeq lists its product as uncharacterized. Lineage: Eukaryota; Viridiplantae; Streptophyta; Magnoliopsida; Zingiberales; Musaceae. The record is from RefSeq and is a predicted model, not a curated record.